This is a messenger RNA of Toxoplasma gondii ME49, 2130 nucleotides long. RefSeq lists its product as hypothetical. The transcript has 10 exons. Lineage: Eukaryota; Apicomplexa; Conoidasida; Eucoccidiorida; Sarcocystidae. The record is from RefSeq and is a predicted model, not a curated record. The coding region runs from base 1 to 2130 and encodes 709 amino acids.
AUGCGCCUGCGUUCUCUCGGGAGCGUCGGCGACUACGCCUGGGGAGAGAGAAUGGAGCACUCGGUUGUCUCCGCGGCGACGGGGGGAGCCGGGCGGUUCCGUGGAGAGACUGAAGCGUCUCCCCUUCCCGAGGAGACGAACAGAGAAAGGAAGAAGGUGAAUCCUCUUCUAUCGCCACUGCUUCAAUUCUCGUGGGCUCCAAUCUCAGUGCGGUGUCUCUCAGCGCGUCCUGUAGCUGCCUUCCAGAAGCGAACACUUGCGUCUUCUCUUUCUCGUUCACUCCCUCGCGCAUGCGGCUCGCCGCGUCUUCCUCUGUGCUUUGGAAAGACCCCGUUCAUUCGUCUUUCCCCGCACUGCCGCUGUGAAUGUGCGUCGCAUGCACCAGACGUAGCAUCGGCCUGCGACUCUUCGUCCCCGUCCGCAACUGCUUGUCUUCGAAGGUCCUGCCGUCCGACUCCAGUAGUCAGGCCACAAAGGCCGACGCAGUCUGGCCGUUCUCGCCUCCCUGGCUUGUUUCGCCGAGGCGAGAUGCCGCCUACAUCGCCUCGACAAGCAUCAUGGAGACUCGCUUCUUCGUCUCCGUAUUCUCUUUCUUCUCCCUCUUGUCCUCCUCCUUGUUCGCCCUCUUGUUCUCUGUCUCACUCUUCCUCGUGGUCUCCUUCCCCGGCUCCACUGCGCUCUCCGUCUUUUGCUUUUCUCCCUCGCUCUUGUUUAGCACCUUGCAUCCCGUCUAUACCGCGACCGUCUUCGUCUCUCCCUAGUUGGAAUUCGCCGCCCUCUGCUUCUCCAUUCUCUCCGUCUCUGUUGUUUUCGUCUCCAGUGUUUCUGUCCGCCGCUUCUCUGUCUCGAGUGUCUCUGUCUCCGUUGCGUCAGACCCCACUCUCUCUGUCUCCACUGUCUCGGUCUUCCUCUGCUGUGCCCGCUGUCUCUUCUUUUCUCCGUGUCUCUUCUGUGUCGUUGUCUUCUCGCCGCUCGCCGGGAGCACGGGUGGCCUCAAAGGCGCGGCCUGGCUCUCUCCGCCGAGAACUUCGGUUUUUUCUUCUCUGCGUCCAUCCGGAUCGCACAGUCGACUUCCCGGAAGAGGCGCGAAGAGUGAACGCUGCCGCCUUGUCUGAACUGAAUGCAUACAUUGACCGUCUCGAGCACCUGCUCACUUCUAUGCCGCUGGCCUCGUCGCCGCUGCCUUCCUCGCCCCUCAGCGACCCAUUCCUGGCGAAGAAACUGACGUUCUUCGUUCCCUACAGAACGGUCACGGGUCGCGUCCUCGACGGCCGCGUUCGUCCGGUGUGCAUCCAGCUCCACUCCAUUGGGCUCCAUCCAUCUCGCAGCGAAAUCGAGAACAUAACCGAAAACUUGUGCUGCUCUUUGGUCGAGGCCGUGGAGGCUCCAGGCGGCCAGUUCAACGACUUCCAGCAGAAUCCUUUCUUCGCGACCGCAGGACCACAAGGGAAGAGCGAGGACGCGACCCCAGAGCGUCUGCUCACGUCGAAGCAUGCCGGCCUAGAUCGCCUGCAAGCCUUGUGGGACGCCCAGACCGACGAAGUCAUGUUCAAGGCCGCCCUCUACCAGCCAGACGAAAAACUCACGCGACGCACGCAGUUGAUGAACAGAGAAUUCCGUCGUCAAGAAGCUGCUCUUACCAGGCGCGCGCUCCGCAUCAAGAAUCGCCGAGUGAGGAAACGGCGGCUGGAGGAAGUGGCGUCAAAGGCAGAGGAAAAGGUCCGCGAGAAAUUCGGUCCGGAUCCGCCGGAGCCGCCUCCGGAGCUGGCAGAGCACCUAAGGCGUGUGGCUGUCGCCGAGGCCGGCAGCCAUCCAGACUUUGUGUUCUUUGCGCCUUCGCUCUCUUCAGCGCAAAAAGAGGAAGCUGUUGGGCGCAUUUGUGGGCGACACUUGGAGAAGGAGUCUCACAGCUGGCUGCUUCAGAACCUUCUCAAGGAGCUUCGACGACCCCCCACUCCGAUUCCUCUCAUCAUUGGCACGGAGUUCAAUGCAUGCGUCGAGAGAGGACUGUUUCUGAUCCCUUUCGAUUUCGACGUAUGGCAGCUCGCUGAUUUCCUCGAGGAACAUCUCGACGGUGUCCGUGAGGGAAGAAGAAAAUUGCUCGAGAAGCUGAAGGACGUGUACAGGUGA